Molecule: messenger RNA, 1534 nt
Organism: Periconia digitata
Lineage: Eukaryota; Fungi; Ascomycota; Dothideomycetes; Pleosporales; Periconiaceae
Source: the annotation of a GenBank genome assembly
UGGCUGCUAUAUAACCUCGAACUAUCUCCGCUAUCCGCCCACGGUCACCGUAUACAUAUCCAAGAGCUCGUCGACCAUGUCUCUCGACCCUCCGGCUUACCUCUUCACCAUUCAGGCCAAUAUCCGCACCCGGCCCAUAUCAUGGGAAGGUGCCAUGAGAGCUAAGACCAUCACUGAUGGCGAUCUUCAAAAGAUCAAGUCCAUUGAUAAGGUGCGCAAAGAAGAGCGGAAGCAGCGCAUCGACGCAGACGUACAGAGCUUCGUAGUGUUGCUGUUAGGCGGGGAAGGGUCACAGAGCAUCUUUGAUGCCGUAUCGAAGCGGCAGGAGAUUCUUCAGUAUAUGCUGGUUCUUACUGAGGAUUUGAUCACCGAUAGCCCAAGUCUUACAACUGCUCUCGCCCAGCAUCCCACCCCCUUCAAGCCCUUUUUCCCGCUUCUCAAAGCUUCGCAGAACCCAGAGGAUCCUAUUCCGCUGCUCACCUCCUCGCUUCUAUCUAAAUUUCUUUCCUACACCAUUACACAGCCCACUAAGAGUACAGCGCAAAUCGAUGAAGCAUUGCCGCAACUCUACCAAUACCUUUCAGUCUUAGCCAAGAGCUCCGAUGCUGGGCUUCAGGAUAUUGCUGUGCAAGAAUAUUCUUCUGUCUUGCGCAACAAGAAAUCCAGGGAGCUCUUCUGGGACCAGCGGAAGGAGACGUUGGACCCGUUGUUUGAUAUCCUACGGGCUGCAUCGGGAUCCAGGGAUCAGGAUUCUUCUGCUGGUAACAGUGCUUCCGGAAGUGUUCGCAGUGUGCCAGAGGGCCUUUCGGGUGGCGUUGGUCUCCAGCUGCUUUACCACGUUUUGUUGGUAAUUUGGCAGCUCAGCUUCGAAGGUGAACUGGUCGGAGAAGGCCUGCAAGAUGAACAGGAGGUAGUGACCCUCUAUACACACCUUCUCCGCCUGUCGCCCAAGGAGAAGACGACUCGUCUACUUCUGUCCACCCUUUUGAAUCUCCUCACUUCGAAUCGUCAAAUUCUACUCCCCGCUGCUGUUCUUGCCCGUCUCCCGGCUCUUUUAACAACUUUGAAGUCGCGCCACUUGACAGAUGAGGAUGCACUUGAAGACCUCAAAUCUCUCACUGAUCUACUCGAGGAAUACACCACUACACAGACGACAUUCGAUGAGUACGCGGCCGAAGUAAAUUCGGGUCAUCUUCGAUGGUCUCCUCCACAUCGCAAUCCGACCUUCUGGCGCGAGAACGCUCGUCGGAUACUGGAAGAUGACAAGGGCGCUCUGCCCCGCAAGCUGGCUGAAAUUCUCUCCAAGAACUGGGAAGAUAACAAACAAGUAUUGGCAAUUGGCUGCAAUGACGUCGCAUGUUUGGUCAAGGAAGUGCCGGAAAAGAGACACCAGCUCGAGAAGCUGGGGUUGAAGGGUCGAGUCAUGGAACUGAUGCAAGAGGCAGAUGAGAGUGUUAGAUGGGAGAGUCUGCGGGCCGUUGGGGAAUGGCUGCGAUACAGUUUCGAGUCAAAGAGUGAUUUGCCUCUCCGGUAG